This is a messenger RNA of Penicillium samsonianum, 297 nucleotides long. RefSeq lists its product as uncharacterized. The coding region runs from base 1 to 297 and encodes 98 amino acids. NCBI's taxonomy places the organism in Eukaryota, Fungi, Ascomycota, Eurotiomycetes, Eurotiales, Aspergillaceae. The transcript is spliced from 2 exons. The record is from RefSeq and is a predicted model, not a curated record.
AUGGCUAAUCCCAUCCGUUGGACUAGCUUCCUUUUGACGGUAGCAAUUAUGGCCCUUGAGUCGGUUCCAAAACCAAGAUUCUGCACUAUCACUAUUGUGGUGCUACGGAUGGAAAGAGCGGUCUUUGGAGCCGAAGCCUUUUUAUCUGGGUAUUGCCAUCCCUACAGACAGGGUAUCGGGAAGCUCUGGAGGUCGAGGAUGUUCCGGAGGUUGACACGAAUCUUCAAGGACAAUGCUCGGGCGGCAAGCUUCGAAAGUCGUGGAAUUCUGCAAGCACACACGGUCAUCAUCGCUUAA